This is a messenger RNA of Bactrocera oleae (olive fruit fly), 1904 nucleotides long. Its product is annotated as borealin. Gene Ontology annotation, cellular component: spindle midzone; chromosome, centromeric region; chromosome passenger complex. The record is from RefSeq and is a predicted model, not a curated record. Gene Ontology annotation, biological process: mitotic sister chromatid segregation. Lineage: Eukaryota; Metazoa; Arthropoda; Insecta; Diptera; Tephritidae.
UGCUAUCGUUUUUUUAAUAAAAAUUUAAUAAUGCAUUCAAAGAACUUGUCGCGUUCGUAAUUAAUAUCUGCUGAAUUCGACUUUCGUUCAAGCUCAUUAGAUCAAUGCCGAGGUCUUGCUGAUGUACCGAUAAGCCCUUUAUUAAUUGUAACAUAAAAAGUAUUGGAUGUAUUUGAAUAUAAUUUAGAGAAUUGUAAUGCGGUUAUGAAGCAUAAACUCUUUGUAGAACAUAAAUGUUUGUUAAUUUAAUCUUGAAAAUUUGGCAACAUUGUUGAAUUCACGGCAACCCUGGAAACUGCAACUCUACCUGUGUUGCUGAAAACAGCUGAAUAUAUAAGUUGGAUAACGUUGAAUUUACAAAAUUCAAAAUGGCAUUUUUCGGUCUUGUGUGAAAUCUAUUUGAUUAUUUGAACGCCAAUAAUACACAUUUGUUAAGUAAAAUUUACUACAAAAAGACUGAAAAAUACGCCAUAACAUAAUUGUCAAUAUUAUAUUGGCUUAAAAAGAAAUUUUUAUAGUAAUAAACCGACGAUUUGUUAAUAAGAAAAUGCCGCGUACGAAGGUUUCCAAGUCUACCAAACGCUUUCGUGAAACGUCUAGUUGUGAAGAAAAAUUGCGGGAGUUCGAAGCAUCAUUUGAUGGCUAUUUGCACGCAUUAGAAUUAAAAGGAAAAGCGCAAAUAAAAUCUAUUGAAGACAAGUUUUAUAUGUUACUAAUGGGCACAGAUUCCAAUGUGCUUGAUUUACUAAUGGGAGAUGUACUGUCUUUGAAUUUAACUAAACCUGAAGAUUACAAAAAACAUUUGAAUACUUUGGCGGGAAGCAAUAGCGCUGGAGUGAAACAAACCUCGGGAAAGCAAUUAAACCCAAAUGAUGAAGGUUACCUUACAGAGGAUAGCACAAAUGGUGGCAGUUCAGUUGGUGUCUCAACCUCAAUUUUAAGUGCAUAUAGUCGGGCAUCAAUUAAACAACAGCAACAGCGUGGUCGUACUCCUGGACCACUAAGUUCAGCUAGAGCACGGCGUCCGCGUCGUAGUCGAUCAGCUUGCGAUGAUUUAGUGCAGGUGUCGACAAUAAAAUCUUCAACAAGUUCCUCUACCGUUAUGGAUACUCGUAUAUCGCGGAGUAAAAUGCGCACACCGACCGCUACUCGUUCCAAGGCUUUAAGUGCUGAUCGUUCAUCACAAGUCUGCGGACAACAGUUCUCAAUGACAAUGUCGGCGUCAUCUCCGGCGGCAGCAUUUUUACGUUGGCCGAAACCUGGUGAGGUGGUAUUGUCCAAAUGUGGUAGUCCCGUAGUUGCUCAUGUGAUGCCUGAUAAAUUUGCCAAUGUAAAUAUACCUACAAAGAAUGGUGUGUUUUCAUUGCGACCAAAGAAACUGGACGAACUUAAAUCGGACAUCAUAGAUGCUAUUGAUGCAGACACACUUAGCCAAAUCAAAACAUUACAUGAUAACUUAAAUUUGAUUAUGAAAAUGGCUGAUGGCUCCUCAACGAAAUAGAGCUUAUCAUUCAAUUCAACUAUUCAUUUCAUUUAUAUAGUAUUACUUACUUUCUUCACUAAAUAUAAUGUAAACAUUAUAAUUAACUUAAUUUAUCACAUUUUACACAGAACUAUUCCUUUUGUAAUGAAAUUGUUGAAACAUAUCUAAUAUACAUAUGUGGAAUCUUGUAAACACAUUGUAAUAGAACGAACUUUUGGCGUAUCAAGAGGACAAAGUUCGAAAGGAUUAUCAUCCUUGUUAGAAACUUGUGAAUAAGAUAUGUAAAAAAAAAUUCUCGUGUAGAAAAAUAUUUUAUUUAAAUCGCAUAGAAAAGCGUUAAAACCAAUAACAUUUUAUGAAACAAGUUCUUUUAAUUAUGUAAAAUUUAAUAAAUAAUAAAGCAGUUAAAAUAAAUUUGAAA